GACUUAAAAGCGGAAGCGGUUCGUCGUUGGUUGUAGCAACAUGGCGUCACCAUGUAGCGCAUGUGAACGUAAACAAGUGGCUUUAUAAAUCAGACAUACUUCUAGAUUAUUUAGAGCCCAUCCUGUUUCAGAGGUGCGAUGGCCCUCGGGACGUGCGGUCGGUUCUUCCGGAGCUGCUCUGUUCUCUCCGCGCGGGCCCUCGUCUGUGCUCGGCAGGAAAGUGCGUCAUGUUUGCUGACAGCGGGAAAUGGUGGCUGCAGCCAAAGAGGGAGAGUUGGAUGCAUCUUCACUCCUGCCUGUUUGAUCACAUCCGAGGCCUUCGUCAGCAGGCUGAGGAGAGGUAAGGCGGCAGACGGCAGCGUUUACCGUCUUCCUGCCUCGGUUCCAGCAGACAGAGGGGAGCAGUUAUCUUUGUUGAUGAGACACCCCGAUCAGCCUCAUGACCCAAAGGUUUUAAAGGUGGCUGUGAUCGGAGCUCCGAAUGCUGGCAAGUCCACGCUGUCCAACCAGCUCCUUGGCAGAAAGGUGUUUGCUGUGUCCAAGAAGGUGCACACCACACGGGCGCGAGCCCUGGGCGUCCUGACGGAGGACGACACGCAGAUUAUUCUGCUGGACACUCCUGGUCUCACCACUCCAUCAAAGGCCAAAAGACACCAGCUGGAGAAGACUUUGCUCGUGGAUCCGUGGGACACCGUCAAGGAAGCUGACCUGAUGGUCGUCAUGGUGGAUGCGGGAGACAGAUGGAUGUGCAGCAGGCUGGACUUGGAGGUGCUGAAAUGCUUGGCCCAGCACCCACAAAUCCCAGCAAUCCUCGUCCUGAACAAGGUGGACCUGGUGAAAGCCAAGGACAGACUGUUGGAUAUCACGGCCCAUCUGACCUGCGGGGUGGUCAACGGACGCAGACUGCGCAUCAGGCCGGUGAUCAAACCUCCGUGGGCAGAAAAAAAGCCGGAGAGAGAUUUGGAGUCUAGUCCUGAAGACAACGAAGAGCAGAGUUCAUCUCUGAGCAAAGAGAAGCUGAAGGAGCUGAGGACCCAGCAGGGCUGGCCCCGCUUCAAGGACGUGUUCAUGCUGUCGUCGGUGGACGGAGAGGACGUGGAGACGCUGAAGAAGUACUUCAUGGCUGCAGCCAAGCCUGGAGCGUGGCAGUACCACAGCGAGGUUCUGACCGACCAGAGUCCAGAGGAAGUCUGUACCAACCUCAUCAGAGAAAAGCUGCUGGAGUAUCUGCCACAGGAAGUGCCCUACUCACUCACACAGACGAUUGAACUCUGGCAAGAAGGGACGGACGGGGAGGUGGAUAUUUCUGUGAAACUUUACACAAAGAAAGAGACUCACAUGAAGAUGGUGAUCGGAGCUGCAGGACAGAUGGUGGCACAGAUUGCCCGGGAGGCCGGCGAGGACUUGAGCCGCGUCUUCCUGAGGGAGGUGCGGUUAAAGCUCACCGCCAAGCUGAGAAAGUGACAGAGAUGGAGGACUUUUACAGGAAGAAACCAACACAAUAAAGGCUUCGUCUUCAAGCAGAGACUCUCUGGGCAUGAAGGAGUCUUCUCUUUGUCCGUCAAAGCUUCCAUCACGUUGAAGGUGCUGCAGAUGAGCCCAAGUCAGAUCUGCACAGUCAUGCCGAUGGAAACCUCCCUCCCAUAUAACCUCGGCCUUUAAACACAAGGCCAUCCACCCCUGCAAAUAGCCAUUUUUUUGUCCUGUGUUGCUUCUCUUCCCUCCUCUACAGGGAAUCUGCCCCCGCGGCUGAACCUCGUCUCUAAGCUGAUGUUCUAUCCAGAAAUGUCCUGUACUGAAGUGAAGUGGGAGGGGAGUCCUCUGAAAAAGCGGCCUCAGCGCCUAACGGCUGCUCCCCUCUGAUUAGACGAGCAGAGGCGCCCGCUCAAGACCCUAUUUUAAAUAAUGCGGCACACACGUGAGAGUCCAGAAACUUUAUUUAAAAACACAAAAACACACAUUUUAGUGACUUCUUCCUGCUGGUUCCGAUGCCUUUGAGCAAAGGCCGUGGAACCCUUACCAUUACUAAACUCAGUAAUGGUAACGGUUUGACGGCCCCGCUCUGUGUUGGUCCAGCGGAGGCGGUUUGACUCAGCAGAGGUGGAAUGAAACCCUGGAUAGUACAUCAUCUAUACUGUAGUGUCUCUUUAUUAAACUUACAGUAUAAGAUGAUAUCCUGUCCAGGGCUCAAGAUGGAGCCGUGAGGCGGCACCCGAAACGCCUUCAGCUGGUCGGUGUCGUCGAAGGGGGGGGUCUCGCUGGACCUGUGGCUCCCCUCUGCACGCUCCAGCUCGCGCUCCUCGAAGGCGUCUGCUCCAGGUCUCCUAUCUGCCACACUUUAAAGCCCCCCUUGGGUUCAUUUGCAUACGUGAUGACAUCUGUGCCGGAGCAGACAGGACUUCUUAUCUGCUCGCACCCAGAUUGCUUCAGUCCAGAGUUGGCCUACGCCCUUUGCUACACCCAGAGGUGGCAGUAACCUCGCUGCCACCUCCUUCUGACUAAAAUGUCCGUCCUGUUUUCCGUUUAUGUUGGUCUGUGUCUCUCACGUCUUCAUGUUUUGUGUAAGUCAAAUUAAAGCCUUUCAAUAACUCACUGGA
Messenger RNA from Oryzias latipes (Japanese medaka), 2597 nucleotides. It is a transcript of the gene eral1, whose product is annotated as Era-like 12S mitochondrial rRNA chaperone 1. The record is from RefSeq and is a predicted model, not a curated record. Gene Ontology annotation, molecular function: GTP binding; rRNA binding; ribosomal small subunit binding. Gene Ontology annotation, cellular component: mitochondrial matrix. Lineage: Eukaryota; Metazoa; Chordata; Actinopteri; Beloniformes; Adrianichthyidae. Gene Ontology annotation, biological process: ribosomal small subunit assembly.